CGUACAUGCGUGUGUGCGUGGUGCGUGCGUACGUGAUACGUGCGCGUGGUAGAUGCACGCGCGCACGUACGAUACACGUGUCCGUCUGACACACGUCGGUGGGCCCCACGUUUCUUUUCCCCCCCAUCGAAAUUCACGGUCUGAUGGCAGAGGAACUUGGACGUGCGAACCGAUCGAACAGACGAGUGUAUAACGGUGCGAGGUGUAUACGUCGACGCGCCGCUGCGUGCACCGCGACGGCUUCCCUUCGACGAGGGCUAUCGAUCGGCCAGUGUCGCGACGAGGGCGACCGUCAGGAGAUUACCGGCCGGCUCGCUGGAGCUGGGAACAGCUGUCAUAUAGAAAAGAUGAUAAUUUCGGACUUUGUACUUUGCAAGUACUUUGAGAUGUCAAAGAUCAAGUCUUCGGGAAUGAGAACUUACAUUCCCGGAAUAUGUUAAGGACAUCGUUGUUAGAUCUUAGUAAAAUAUACGUAGCAGCGUCGAUCGGACGGAAAUAACGAGGAAAAAAGAAAAGGAUGCAAAGGAUGUUGAUGCACACAUAAGAAACCUGUCUGAAUAUUAAAUGGCAGACAGACCAAUGAAAUAAUGAGAAAGAGCGCAUGUUUGUCAUUUGCAGAGCAAACAACGAAUGUUUAGAUCCUCACACCUCGGAGGCCUUUGAAUGUGAAACACAAAGCUCACACCGCGCACAAGCAAUAACACAAGUAAUAAGUGGUAUCUGAAGGUGUAUCUACACAUGACGAAGUAAUUGUGUAUUUGUGGAGGUACAUGGUCACAAAGCGCAUAAUUCGCAUGGCAUAUUCUGACCUUAAACCCCUGUAACGCGCAGUUUUAUUUCUUAUGUAAGUGCUGACAUGGCGCAGCAGCAACGUAGCGGAAUGCAUCGUUUGUUUGUUUGCAAAUUAACGGUGUCUUCGCAACAACGAAGUUAUUGGAAGACUAGUUUGUGAUCAUUUAUACGUCAAGAACUCCAAAUGCCACCGCUUGAUUGGAUAGAUAAAAUAAAUCAGAUCUGUGAAGUUGUCUUGCUGAGAAAGAAGAAAGAAACAUCAUUUAUCUUCCAUCAGCCCUUGCUACAGAUUUGCCGGAAAACCAAUCUGAAAGCAUCCUGAAUGCUGUGCUCGAAAGUCCAAUAAGCGAUUUUGGACAUCUCUGCCGCUGGACCAAGCAUUUGCAGCUAGAAAUAUCUCAAGGAACGUAUACGAGUGUCCCCGUGCGCUACAUGCGCUUGCUUCUCGGAACGACUUCCGAAUGUCACGGCGAAAAAAUUCUCGUGACACGAGAUAACGAUGUCAGGAUCGAUAGAGUGUUAUUAAAACGAACAUCCGACGCGUACGAAGUUAUUAAUCGCGCGAUUAAAAUUCAAUAGAAGGAUAUCCUAGUUUACAAGAAAGUUCUAAUAAAAGUUCCCUUUCUCCCUUUCUCUUUUUCUCUUUCUCUCUUGCGCAUUGAGAAUACAAAAUACGAAGAGACCAUUCCCGAGCGAGAUGGCGUACGACGACGUUAUUCUUCAUAUGGGCGAAUUCGGCCGCUACCAGCGCAGAGUCUAUCUUCUGCUCUGUCUUCCAGCGAUAUCAUGCGCCUUUCACAAGCUAGCCGGUGUAUUUCUUGGAGCGAAAAUGAACUCGAGGUGUUUACUUCCACACGAGCACGCGGAAAACGCCACGUUCCAUCUCAAUCAGGAUGUAUUGAACGCGAGUUAUCCGUGGGACUACGAGCUCCGAGGGUGGUCCCAGUGCAUGAGCCGUGACAUUAUCAGCCUCGCAAACGGUACGAUCGUUGGAAACGUAAUUGGCAAUGGCACCGAAGGAGGAGGCAUCAGUAGUUGCAAGCAAUAUGUAUACGACACGAGCGUGUAUAAAAGUACAACCACUUCCGAGUGGGACUUGGUCUGUGACAAGGCGUGGCUGAGAGCGACGGGGGACUCGCUGUUCAUGGUAGGAGUCAUGCUUGGCUCGAUGAUAUUCGGCGGUUUGUCCGAUAAAUAUGGUCGUAGACCAAUUUUCUUCCUGUCUUUAGUCAUACAGCUGGUCGGCGGCAUACUAGUUGCUGUUGCGCCCGAGUUUAUUUCCUACGUAAUCUUCAGGUUAAUUGUUGGCUCAACCACCAGUGGGGUGUUCCUAGUAGCUUAUGUCAUAGCUUUGGAGAUGGUCGGACCGAAAAAGCGAUUAGUAGCCGGAGUCGGAUGUCAAUUGUUUUUUACUACUGGAUAUAUACUCACCGCUGCCUUCGCGUAUUUUAUUACUGACUGGAGAAUGUUGCAAGUAGCUAUCACAGUACCAAGCAUAGCGUUUCUACUUUAUUGGUGGUUCAUUCCUGAAUCCGCGCGAUGGCUUCUAACAAAAGGUCGUCUUCGAGAAGCCAAAGAUCUGCUGCAACGUGCUUCUCUAGAGAAUGGUGUAGAGAUGCCGAGUGAGGCUCUAGACACGCUUCUUAAUAAUAACAGCGAAGAUAGCAUGCCCGAUACAAAAAAGCCUUCACUCUUUGAUCUGUUCCGUUAUCCGAACUUGAGGCGGAAGAGCAUUCUUCUAUUUUUUAAUUGGCUUGUCAACAGUGGCACGUAUUAUGGAUUGUCUUGGCACGCGUCCAAUCUUGGCGGUAAUGACUACGUUAAUUUUGUAAUAUCUGGGGUAGUGGAAGUGCCGGCAUACACGUUCCUGAUUUUCACACUGAAUAGAUGGGGCAGAAAAAUAAUUCUUUGUGGCUGUAUGAUGUUGUCUGGAUUAGCAUUACUUGGCACAUUAUUCGUUCCUGCUAAUAUGCCAUGGUUAAUCGUCUGCUUGGCGAUGAUAGGAAAACUUGCUAUUACAUCCUCUUAUGGUGCAAUUUACGUGUUUACUGCCGAACAAUUUCCGACUGUCAUACGAAAUGUUGGAUUGGGUGCGAGUUCUACUUUUGCUCGAAUUGGUGGCGUUAUCGCGCCAUAUGUUAAUCAUCUGGUAUGUUAUAUUUAUAUACUCAUUCCUUGAUAUCUUUA
Pogonomyrmex barbatus (red harvester ant) is the source of this 2979-nucleotide messenger RNA. Its product is annotated as Organic cation transporter. Gene Ontology annotation, biological process: transmembrane transport. The record is from RefSeq and is a predicted model, not a curated record. Gene Ontology annotation, molecular function: transmembrane transporter activity. Gene Ontology annotation, cellular component: membrane. NCBI's taxonomy places the organism in Eukaryota, Metazoa, Arthropoda, Insecta, Hymenoptera, Formicidae.